Molecule: messenger RNA, 4778 nt
Organism: Klebsormidium nitens
Lineage: Eukaryota; Viridiplantae; Streptophyta; Klebsormidiophyceae; Klebsormidiales; Klebsormidiaceae
Source: the annotation of a GenBank genome assembly
UGUGCGGCUCUGAUUCGCGAGGUCUUCCAACCUCGAAAAUUUGCACUUCAAGAGCUCGCGAGGAGGGAAGGCGAUGCCGCAGAAUAUGCCCGGAAGAGCCGCUGCAUGAUGCCGGGUGGUGUAACCACCUGAGGGACUACUGCUGACCCUUUCACUUUUCUGCAUGUCGUGGUCUCUUCUGAGCACCGCUCGCGCACCAAAGCUUGUAUCAACAAUGGCCGGGCUGCUAAGCCAGUGCUUAAGUUCGACAGCACCGGCUUUGUCAGCGAGCAGGCUGUCUCUAUCAAUCUUCUCUGCCCGCUCCUCAUGUCUUCCACCAUUCGGCAUCAGGGCAUUCGGCAGAUUUCCGCAGAGAUAUGAGAAAUGCUGCAUCCAUCUCCCUUCCAAUGUCAGCGGAGCGGCCCUCUCGUCUUCAUUCUUGACACCGAUGUUACAGCCUUGGUUUGGCGGAGGUCGUGGUUUCUCUAGAAGUCCCUUGCUAGCCGGACGGGAAGGCCGGAAGCAAACCCUAAAAAGCACGCCGCCGAAGAUUUCAGCAAUUAGGAGAAGGAAAAAGCAGUCCUCCGGAGGAGGGGGGCCAAGCACACAAGUUCUGCACGGUGGGGCAAGCAGUAGGCCCAAAGGAGGCCCCCUAUUGCCAGUCAAUGGUAAAGGUGCUGAUGUCAGCGGUGGUGGGGGGGGGAUCAGCAAGGCAGCAAAAAGGAGGCAACGGAGGACGAGCAAAAGGGGAGGUGGGGGGGCGGGUAGCGGCAUCGCGGAAGCAGAGAGACUGAAAGCCAUCUAUAACCCGGUCUGGUGGGACCGCCGGUUGAGGGUGCUGCUGUCGACUGCUGGGGAGCAAGAGAUCAUCAUGCGGGACGGUCUCAAUGAAGCUGGGGCUGAUCAGUUGAAAGAGCUGGCGGAGAGCAAGGGGCUCUACUUCCAAGCAUACGGCGACAAGAAGCGGAAGAUCCUGGUGGUCAGCAAAGUGCCGCUGCCAAACUACAGGGCAGACUGCGACCCAAAGUACGGACAGCGCAAGUCGGACGUUAACUUGCCCCAUGACGUCCAACAACGCGUCCAGAUGCACCUGGAGGCGCUCGCUGCCUCUCAGAGUGACUCAGGCACCGAAGACGAUGACGUCAGCGACGGGGAGAAUGACAUCAGCGACAGCGAGGCGGAGGCUUCCACGUCCGGCCCCCAAAAGUUUGAUUACGCGGCGUUUGUGAAGAGAAAGGAUCGGGAUCCGCAGCGAAAGGCGCGGUUGAGCGCGAGGCUACAGGAACGGCAGCUUCGACAGCAGGCUACUGAGAAGGUCCAGGCUAUGCUGAGUCUGCGGGCGCGGUUGCCGGCUUACCAGAGAAGGGAGGAGCUGCUGGACGCAAUUGCAAGAAAUCAGGUCAUGGUCGUUUCCGGUGAGACCGGCUGCGGAAAAACUACGCAACUCCCGCAGUUCGUGCUCGAGUCCGAGAUUGAGGCGGGCCGCGGGGCAGAUGUAAACAUUAUCUGUACGCAGCCGCGUCGAAUCUCCGCCAUCUCGGUAGCAUCGCGAGUUGCGGCAGAGCGAGGGGAGGAGAUUGGGGACACGGUUGGGUACCAGGUCCGGCUGGAGUCCAAACGGACGUCCAACACGCGGCUCAUGUUCUGUACCACCGGCGUCCUGCUGCGGAAGCUGGUGGCGGACCCCAUGCUGACCGGCGUGAGCCACGUGAUCGUCGACGAGAUCCACGAGCGCGGCAUGAACGAGGACUUUCUCAUCGUCAUUCUGCGCGACAUUCUCCCGAAGCGUCCGGAUCUGCGACUCGUCCUAAUGUCUGCGACGAUAAAUGCGGAGCUCUUUUCGGACUAUUUCGGGGGGGCGCCGAUGGCCCAUAUCCCGGGCUUUACCUACCCCGUGAAGCAGCAAUUUCUGGAGGACGUUUUGGAGAUGACGGGGCACGUGAUCUACGGAGAGGAUGAGCGGAGGAAAGGUGCGAGCGGGCCAGCCAAGAACGCGAUCUCAGCGGGUUGGGAGGCUAAUGACGUCGAAAACGACCCCGAAUACCGCCACCUUUCGCCACGUGUCCGCCGCUCGUUGGACGCCUGGGACCCCGACGGGCCGCUCAACUACCGCUUGCUAGAGUCGCUGCUCGCGCAUCUAUGCACGCAAGAGUCGGAGGUCCAAAGAAACGGCGCCGUCCUAGUUUUCCUGACCGGCUGGGAUGAGAUCUCCACUUUAGAUGCUGCCCUGAAACGGCACCCGGUUAUGGGUAACCCGCAGCGGGUUAAGGUGCUGCCGCUGCAUUCGUCCCUGCCAACGGUUAAUCAGAAAGAGAUAUUCAACCGCCCGCCGCCCGGUGUGCGCAAGAUCGUCCUGGCUACGAACAUUGCCGAAACCUCCAUCACCAUUGAUGACGUCGUCUACGUCGUUGACUGCGGGAAGGCCAAGGAGACAAGCUACGACGCCCUGAACCAGCUGGCGUGCUUGCUGCCGUCGUGGAUCUCACGUGCGUCCGCGCACCAGCGUAAAGGGCGCGCGGGGCGCGUGCAGGAAGGCCAAGCUUUCCACCUCUACCCCAAAAGGCUCCACGACAGCCUGCCUGCCUACCAGUUACCCGAGUUGCUGCGCACCCCCCUCCAAGAGCUGUGCCUCCAGAUCAAGACUUUGGGAUUGGGCAAGAUCAAGCCGUUCCUCCAAAACGCGCUGCAGCCGCCGGACCCGCAGGCCGUGCAGAACGCGAUCGAGCUGCUGGAGACGAUUGGGGCGCUCGACGCUGACGAGAACCUGACGUCACUCGGUUCUCACUUGUCGGCCCUUCCCGUGGAGCCCAAGGUCGGGAAAAUGCUUCUGAUGGGCGCAAUUUUCAACUGCCUGGGACCCGCGCUAACGAUCGCAGCGGGGCUGGCGCACAGGGAUCCCUUCGUUUUGCCGAUGGACCGACGGGACGAAGCAGACAGAGUGAAGCAAAGCUUUGCCGGGCGGGACCGUAGCGACCACAUUGCGCUGCUCCGCGCAUAUGACGGCUGGCGGGCGGCGUACCGGGAGAAGCGCGAGCGCGACUGGUGCUGGGAGAAUUUCCUGUCGACUUCCACGCUCCACAUGAUCCACAACAUGCGCAUGCAGUUCCUAGAUUUGCUAGAGGGCAUCGGCUUCGUCGAGAAGGGCUCGACGAUCAUGGACUACAACGAGUAUGGAAAUGACAUGGAAGUUGUCCGGGCGGUUCUGUGUGCGGGGCUGUUUCCGUCCGUUGUGGUUUGCCGGCCGAAGGGGAAACGGGUCACGCUGCAUACUAAAGAAGACGGGCGGGUGGCGGUUCACCCGGCGUCCGUUAAUCACGGGGUCAACUCAUUUCCGGAAGGCUGGUUGAUCUACAACGAGAAGCUCCGCACGGGUGCCACCAACAUUCUCGUCAGAGACUCCACCGCUGUCACCGACUACGCGCUUCUUAUGUUUGGGGGGCACCUCGUUCCAGAGAAAGAGGGUUUCUCAAUGCUGAACGGUUACCUUAACUUCAACGCGACCCCGAAAACCGCGUCCCUAGUUGGGCAGCUGCGCGGAGAACUAGACCGGCUGCUCCAGCGGAAGAUCGACGACCCGACGUUGGAUAUUCACACCGAGGGCGCAGGGAUCGUCGCGGCUGUGCGCGAGCUUUUGCGCCACGACGCGCAGGAGUCGGUCGGGGAGGAACGCGCGCGGUUACGCGGGUAUCCGUUAGCUGCCGUUGGGCAACCAGGGGGGCCCGGGAGGAACGGUUUGAACCGGCGCGUGCGUGAGGGGAGUGAUGCAGCUUAUGGUGUGAAUAGGCGCGUGGUUGGGGAGAGUGACGCAGCUUAUGGUGUCAAUAGGCGCGUGGUUGGGGAGAGUGACGCAGCUUACGGUGUGAAUAGGCGCGUGCGUGGGGAGAGUGACGCAGCUUUCGGCGUGAACGGGCGCCAAAGGGAGCUGAGGAGCGGGAUCUCGCCCGGCGUUCGGCAGGCAGUGGCGUUGGAGCGGUACCCCCGGGUUAUGCCUAACCCGAGGAGGUUAGCAACUGGAGACGCUCAUCGGUCUGUCUGGGUUGAGCCUGACGCGGAGGCAUCAGCGCCCAGCACUUCAGGACGGGGUUCCGGAUUCCCAACGCAAGGGGGGGCUAAUUUCAGGGGCGCGGACAGGGGGGGCCCUGGCGUUCGCAGAGAUUUGAAUCGGCCCGAGGACGAUGAGGACGACUGGUUCGUGAACGCGGAUGUCGGGCCGUCGCAAUCAAUGCAAACCCGAAAAAUUGGGCGACUCGGAAAGCUAGCAGAGGGUAGGAGGUUCGACGAUAGGUUAGGGGCGACCAGCGCCAAAAGGACUUCCAAAAACGGGUUCCGGGCUAGCGAUGGGGCGCGGCGGGUUGGGGCGUUCGAUGGGAGGAAUCAAGGGUUCACUGGCGAUGAUUCGAGGUUUUCGGAUGUUCAGCUCAACGAGGGGAUCGAUGACGACCCGAAUAGCGCGUUUGAGCGAGCAUUCGAGCACGCGGUUGAGUCAAGGCGGCAAUACACCAGAAAGUUCGCUUCUGGGGAAAUGUGAAAUUGCGCGCCGUUUUAAAUUCGUUUGAGCAGUGGCAGUUGCAAAAUAAUCCUUGUACACAUAAACAGUCAUGCAAGGUACAAACAGGGUACAAAAGCAUUUGUGAUCUCACAAGAGCGCUCCGACGGUUCUUGGCCCUUAUAAUUUCAAUGGUAUACUAGAUACGAAACGGGAUCAACCGCGGCCGGACCUUUGGGCCGUGGUCACCACUUCUUCCCCCGGGCCUCAGCCUCGUGAUCCUGGCAUGCAUGAUAUAAAAUUGUUGCUAACC